AUGGUGGAUGAAAGUCGAACUAGUACAAUUUUAGGUCUUCAUGGCGUUGUGAACAAUGCCGGUGUGCUUGGAAACACGUUCUUUGACGACUUUCUGACUAUCGAAGAUUAUAAGCAGACAGCCGAUGUAAAUUUAUGGGGUGCAAUCCGGAUAGUGCAAGCAUUUAAACCACUUGUUAAGCGAACCAGGUCAGUUCGAUUCUUAGGCCGAAUCGUGAUUGCGACCAGUGUUUGUGGUCGAUUCGCUUUUAUGGGCACUGGACCGUAUACGGUAUCGAAGUUUGCUCUAACUGGUUACUGUGACACAAUUAGAACAGAACUACGUCUGUUUGGAGUAUCAGUGCACGUACUUGAGCCGGGAUUCUUCACCACUCAUCUCACCAGCCGCAAGAAUGUCGAGAGUCAACUCGACACGAUGUACGGCAGUUGCCCAGAAGAAGUGAAACUUGAGUAUGGAAAGGAGUUCUUCUACAAAAUGCGAAAGAAGACGUUCUGGUUGCUCGGAUUGUUGAGCAGUAAACAGAUCAAUCAUGUAACGGAAGCCUACUAUCACGCAUUAACUGCCGUUUAUCCCCGAGCUAGAUAUCACGUCGGAUGGGACAGCAUACUCGUGUGA
Molecule: messenger RNA, 615 nt
Organism: Angiostrongylus costaricensis
Lineage: Eukaryota; Metazoa; Nematoda; Chromadorea; Rhabditida; Metastrongylidae
Source: the annotation of a GenBank genome assembly